This is a messenger RNA of Saccharomyces paradoxus, 468 nucleotides long. RefSeq lists its product as uncharacterized. Lineage: Eukaryota; Fungi; Ascomycota; Saccharomycetes; Saccharomycetales; Saccharomycetaceae. The record is from RefSeq and is a predicted model, not a curated record. The transcript has a single exon. The coding region runs from base 1 to 468 and encodes 155 amino acids.
AUGUCCAAAAUCAGACCAAAAAGAACCAUUGCGCAUUCUUCGUUAGAUUUUUGUGAGAGUUCACAAUUCCAAAAUGGUGGCUACAUCAAAGUAAUGGAACUCAUAUCUCACGUUGUCAUUGAAAGAAAUUAUUUACCCACCGCAACAACGGAUGAAACAAGAAAACAGCAGAAUCUUGAGCUGAUGGUGAGUGAAUCAGUUUGUACGUCCAAAAAAUGCAGAAAGAACACGAACUAUAUAUCAAAGGAUCUCACAAAGAAAAAACCAAGACUUGCCAAAAGAGACAAGAUCCGCGAGUGGUUCAAAAAACAUUUACUAAACGAAGAGAUCGAAAUUCUUUCUCAUAAAAAACAAUUGAGUAGUAUUGAUGAAGAUCAGUUUCCUUCAAAUAUCCUUGUGGGAUGUUCAAGAGAACUAAGUAAACCCGAAUCAUUUCAAAAUUUUGAGAAAUACAAAUUUUUUCGUUAA